This is a messenger RNA of Porites evermanni, 636 nucleotides long. NCBI's taxonomy places the organism in Eukaryota, Metazoa, Cnidaria, Anthozoa, Scleractinia, Poritidae. The record is from the annotation of a GenBank genome assembly.
AUGACAAACAUGUUGGAGAAAAAGUUUGUUAAUAACGAAUUAGGAAUCGAAAUUAAUUCUUAUAUUGACAAACAGCAAAAUGUUUGGUUUCGUGGAAAGGAUGUUGCUGAGAUUCUUGGAUUUAAGGAUAGUGUAAAUGCUUUAAAGAGACAUGUAUCAUUAGAAAACAAAAUGAUACAACUUAUACAACCAAAAACUAGGGGUGGCGUUUCGCCACCUCAACAAAAUGAAACUAGGGGUGGCGUUUCGCCACCUCAACAAAAUGAAACUAGGGGUGGCGUUUCGCCACCUCAACAAAAUGAAACUAGGGGUGGCGUUUCGCCACCUCAACAAAAUGACACCAAAGUAAAAUGUUGCCCCGGUAAAACGGCGGGUCAACAAAGUAAAAGUGUUGGGGGUGUUAAAACGACUCCUCAACAAAGUAAAAGUGUUGGGGGCCCUGAAACAGGGCGUCAACAAAAUGUUGUAAAAAGUAGGGGUCGUGAAACGCGACCCCAACAAAAUGACACCAGAGGAAAAUAUUGUACAUUUAUAAAUGAACCCGGAUUUUACGAACUUGUAUUUGGUUCUAAAUUAGAAACUGCUAAAAAGUUUCGUCAGUGGGUAUUUAAUACGGUUCUUCCAUCUAUCCGUAAA